AUGGAGUCAAUACACAAUGCCGUGGCCGCUGUGCCGCGAGGUGUCCAAUUGGGUCUCGCCGGUGUUGGAGCUCUGUUCGUGGGCUCCAAGGUCCUCAGCUUCCUCCGCCUGGUCUUGAGCAUGUUUGUGUUGAGCGGCACCAACCUGCGGAAAUAUGGCAAGAAAGGCACCUGGGCCGUGGUGACAGGCGCAUCCGAUGGCCUGGGCAAAGAAUACGCCACCCAGCUCGCCGCCAAGGGCUUCAACCUCGUCCUCGUGUCUCGAACCCUGUCCAAACUCGAGACGCUUUCCCGGGAGCUGGAGGGGAAAUACUCGGGCCAGCAGAUAAAGGUGCUGGCCAUGGACUUCCAGGCCAACAACGACGCCGACUAUGAACGUCUGGCCAACUUGAUCGACGGCCUUGACGUCGGCAUCCUUCUCAACAACGUUGGCCAGAGCCAUAGCAUCCCUGUUCCCUUCACCCUCACCGACAAGGUGGAGAUGGAGAGCAUCGUCACCAUCAAUUGCAUGGGUACCCUCAAGACCACCCGCAUCGUCGCCCCUGCCAUGCAGACCCGGAAGCGCGGUCUGAUCCUCACCAUGGGUAGCUUCGGAGGCUGGAUGCCCAUGCCGUACCUGGCUACCUACUCGGGCAGCAAAGCUUUCCUGCAGUUCUGGUCGACUGCCCUAGCCGCCGAGCUCAAGCCGGACAAUGUAGAUGUGCAGCUGUGCCUCAGCUACCUCGUCACGACAGCCAUGAGCAAAAUCCGCCGUCCCAGCAUGUUGAUCCCCAACCCCAAGCAAUUCGUGCGAGCGGCACUGGGCAAGGUCGGAGUGGGAAGCUGGCAGAACACCUCAUACACCUACACGCCUUACUGGAGCCAUGCCCUGAUGGCUUGGGUCGUUGAGAACACGAUUGGAAUUGGUAGCUCUGUUGGUCUGAGUUUCAACCGCAAGAUGCACAUCGAUAUCCGCAACCGAGCCUUGAAGAAGGCAGCCCGGGAUGCCAAGAAAAACUAG
Molecule: messenger RNA, 999 nt
Organism: Anthostomella pinea
Lineage: Eukaryota; Fungi; Ascomycota; Sordariomycetes; Xylariales; Xylariaceae
Source: the annotation of a GenBank genome assembly